ACGCGUUUACGUUACAGACUUACAGUCAGUGACGCGUUCGAAAGCAGAACGGAACUAGCGCGUGCAAUAUUUACUGCCGCAGAGGAGUUCGCUGAGAAGUGGACAAACUAAUACCUCGUCUGUCUGCCGUGUGUGUGUCUGUGUCGCGUGAUCCUCAGAGUGUGUCAGCCGCCUGUCGUGUAACCGGCGUCCAGUUUCACUGCCCACCGAGUCACUCUCUUCUCUACUGUAAUCCCAGCCGAAGCGUCAUGUUUAGUACAAAAAAAAAAAUCAUGAAAUAUUUCGAGUCGCUUAGUUUACAGAGAACUGUAAAUUUCCCUCAAGCCGGAAGUGCAGAUUCGUUACCUUCAUGCCGAGGACAGGUAGUACUGUCCCUACUUCCGCUGUCUGAGCAGAAACCAUAGCAACGGCUUCAUUACAAACAAACAACCGACGGAGGUGCAAGAACGACAUUAAAACAGUUGUAUUGCAGGGAUGUUGUAAAUAUCGAUAUUCACAGAUCAAUAGAUGUGAUCGGUUAUCGAUUGAGGAAAGCGUGAAUGCGUAACCAUGCAGAGAGGCCACUCAGAGUCUCAAACGACAGAGAAACAGCAGUUGACAUACACCAGCCCUUCACCAGUUGGCUCGACUGGCGGUACAAGUGCUUUCAAGAGGCCCACGUCCGAGGCCACCGGGACCUGUGCUGAGCCGGACGAUGGCGAGAUCAGACGGACGGCCAAAGAGAAGGGCUGUGUCUCUGUGGUAUUCCCGGGCACAGUUACGCAGGACAGCUGCUACAAGUUUGUCUGUGAAAUUAUCAAAUGCGUCCUGUACCAGCGGCAGCAGCUGCCCAUGAUGUACGAUCAACUAGUUUUCUACCAAAGAAGGCAGCAGGCGGCCAGCCAGGUGGAGGACGUUGUGGUUCGGAGGCCAGCUAAGACAGACGGCUGGGAUUGGCGCAAGUGCCAGCGCACGCUGCAGGAGGUGGAGGAAUUGCUGCAACAGUUAGAGAACCUCUUCUCUCUUAGCCAGGUGCCCCGCGUGCUCCUCCUGCUAGGGGGCACCAUCACGCUGCCCAAGGAGCUGUACGAGGUGAACAUGGAGGCCCUGAUGGCGGGAGCGGGCGCUGGACGCAGCUUGCGCACCGCGCCCUGCCUGCGCCAGCUCUUCCGCACCCUCUUCGUGGCCGACAUCCUGUCGGAUGCCCGGCCUGUCCGUCUCAUGGCCACCACCGUCAUGGCGCUGGGCCACCGGGACUGCGGGGUGGGCUGGUUUCGGCCUAAGCUGAACUAUCGCGUGCCAACGCAGGUGAAGAGGCACGUCAUCUCCCUGUCCAGCGAACCCACGCUCUGUGGGCAUGGCCCAGUGAAGCCGGCAGACUGGGAGGACUAUGUGUGGUUCCAGGCACCUGUGACCGUCAAGGGUUUCUGCAAGUGAUGUGAAGGAACAGGAAUAACACUCAUUUUAAUUUUUUUUUUUUCUUUAAAAAGAAAUCUGCGCAGGGAUGUAAUUGGCGUGGAGACAGAUGGGCUGAAAACACCAAAGUGGUUCCACCGCCUUUCUCCUUGCACGAGGAGUGACAUCUGCUAUUUUUAAAUAGUGACAAACUGAGUGGCAUGAAUGGGUUUUGUCCGUAUGUGUCAUAGAUUUUAAAUGGUUUUUCUUGAUCUAAAAACCUGCAUUUAGUGGUGGUCAGCAUGUCUUGGAGAGCUUAGGUCGUGGCAAAAUGGAGCCUGCAGACUGCCUGAAUCCCAUUUCUCUCAGUAAGGACAUUUAAUCUCAGAAAAACCAGCAUCACCUCUGUACCCAGUAGGUCUAUUUUUUUUUUUUUUAAACAUCUAUAUUUUUACUGGGUAAUUUAGUUUUUUAAAUGGUAAAUAUAUUUAAAUUGUUUUAUUGUGUAGAAUUUACUGUGUUUUCACAGGUGGAAGCAACAUCGCAUUAUGCUUUUCUUAGCCUGUUUGUGGCAGCAGUGCGAUUAUUUUUAUACCUGACGGUCAGGGAUGAUGUCAUUUUGUCCUUAUCUGUCCUUUCCCCUGUUUUCACCACAUACAGAUUAAAAAAAGUCACUCAAAUCAUGCAGCCCUGCAUUUUGUACAUUCUCUGAGAGCACUGUUACUUUGGUGUAAUCAAAGAGUACGGCACCUUCUGCAGAAACUGAAAAACGCAUU
Messenger RNA from Scleropages formosus (Asian bonytongue), 2150 nucleotides. It is a transcript of the gene mad2l1bp, whose product is annotated as MAD2L1 binding protein. The record is from RefSeq and is a predicted model, not a curated record. Bases 550 to 1416 code for a protein of 288 amino acids. The transcript is spliced from 3 exons. Lineage: Eukaryota; Metazoa; Chordata; Actinopteri; Osteoglossiformes; Osteoglossidae. Gene Ontology annotation, biological process: regulation of exit from mitosis. Gene Ontology annotation, cellular component: nucleus.